AUGGAACAAUAUCAUAAUAGAGACAACUCAAUAGUUACAAUGAGCACAGUCACAAGAACUUCAUCUAUAUUUAGCCAAUCUAAAGAAGUUGAUGAAGAUGAUGAUGUUUUUUCCCUUUAUGCAUAUGAUGAAGAAAAAGAUGAUACCAAAGAACAAAAAUCUAUAAUACAAGAUAAUAAACAACACAAGAGAUCAAUAAGUUCCAAUAGUGAUUAUUUUUCCAAAAAUAAACUUAAAGCUAUAAUGAUAACGGUAUUCGGAGAUCAAGAUCAAUUUGAAAUAUCAAAUAACAAAUUACAAGAUUUUUUUUAUGCUGGACCAAUAAAUAAACAAUCAACAAUAUGGCGUAAGGCAUAUUAUAAUGAUUAUCAUGGAUUUGAUCAAUUAGAAAAAAUUUAUACAAAUACUACUGAUCAAGAAUCUUUACAACAAUCAAGUAUUAUAAUAGAUGAUACACAAUCUAUUGUACCAUCAACUAUUGAAAAUGAAUCUAUUCAAGAAUCUCAUGUUACAAUUGAUGAAUUAGAACCAUUAUCAAGAGAUCCAAAACAACAAUAUCAUAUAAGGUUAAGUACAAUGGAUGGGACAUUUGCUACUAUAUUGAAAAAAAAUGAAACAACUACAGUACAAGAUGUAUUGGAAAUCUUAGAUAAUAAAUAUCAAUUGAAAAAUAUUAAAUUAACAUUAUUUGAUAAUAAAAAUCAAGUGGAAAUUUCUGAUUUAUCUAAAAAUGAUUUAAUUUUAAAAAAACAAAAUGAUUUGUUAAUACAAAGUGGUGUAAAAGUUGAAAAUUUGAUAAGAGAAUGUUUGAAUAAUAAUAAUAGAUGUAAGUUUAUAAUUAAAAGUGAUGAUACAAUAAGUAAUACAGGUAAUACAUUGAAAAAUUCAAGAAGAUCAAUAAGUUGUGCAUCAUUAGUUAGAGAUUCCAAGAUUCAUUAUCAUAUAAGACUUUCUACAAAAGAUGAAUCAUUCAAGACUAUAUUGAAAAAAGAUGAAACUACAACAUUAGGACAAGUUUUACAAACUUUAAAGAAAAGAUUCCAAUUACAAAAUAUUAAAAUAGUAUUAGAAGAUACUUUGAAUCAAACUGAAAUUACAGGAUUACAAAAUGAUGAUCCAAUAAUAAGAAUGCAAAAUGAUUUAUUAUUAUCUAGUGGGGUUAAAAUUGAAGAUUUAAGUAAAGAAUGUUUAAAUAAGAAUAAUAGAUUUAAAUUUUAUAUUAAACAAGAUACCAAGAAUCAUAAUAUUGAAGAUUUAAUUUUACAAAGAGAUCCCAAAAUAAUUUAUCCAUUUAGAUUAUCAACACCAAAUGGAUCAUUUUCUACAAUUUUCCAAAAAGAUGAAACAACAACACUUGGAGAUAUUUUAUCAUGUUUAGCUCAUGCUUUUUAUAUAAUGGGUGUUAAUGAAUUAAUAUUUGAAGAUACACAAACUAAUACAAUUAUUAAAAAAUUUAAUAAUGGUGAUGAUGAAAUUAUUAAAUAUCAAAAUGAUUUUUUAUUAAAAAAUGGUGUUAAAUUUGAAGAUUUAAAUAAAGUUUGUGGUGAUGAAAAUAGUAGAUUUAGAUUUAUUAUCAAUGGAGUAUGA
Messenger RNA from Hansenula ciferrii, 1587 nucleotides. RefSeq lists its product as uncharacterized. NCBI's taxonomy places the organism in Eukaryota, Fungi, Ascomycota, Saccharomycetes, Phaffomycetales, Wickerhamomycetaceae. The record is from RefSeq and is a predicted model, not a curated record. The transcript has a single exon. Bases 1 to 1587 code for a protein of 528 amino acids.